AUGGGCAAGCUCGGCAGAUUCGUGUGCAUCGCCGCGCCUCUACUCCUGACCCUCGCGUCGCUCAUAUGCCAGGUCCUGGUCUUUAUGGGACAGUUGAACAGGAACAGUGCUAUCCAAAGGGAUCUGUAUUUCUUCAAGGCCAACACCAAAGACUUCAACCCCAAACCCCUCUCAGACAUCCCCGACAUCCCACACACCGACACCGACAACCGCCUCAUCAAUGCCCUGCAAGGCGUCUCCACGUCUGCCUCCCUCAAAGACUUCUACCAGGUCGGCCUCUGGAACUACUGCGAAGGCGAGAUCGACGCCUCGGGCAAGGACACCAUCGUCUACUGCUCCCCGCGCAAAGCGAGCUACUGGUUCAACCCGAUCGAGGUCUGGGAAUUCAAAGAUAUCACCCCCGAUCAAAUCUACAACGACGAGAUGAAGAAAGGUAUCGACGCGUACAGCAAGGUGGCCAAGUUCGCCUUCGCGGCGUGGGUCAUUGCGGCGAUAUUGACGGGCGUCGAGUUCAUCGUCGGCAUCUUCGCGGUGCUGAGUCGCUGGGGCAGUGUCGUUACUACCGUCGUCGCCGCUGCCCAAACCAUCUUCAUCAUCGCCGCCGCCGGCUCCUCAACAGCCAUCUACCUCACCCUCGCCGGCGUCUUCCGCAGCGUCCUCGCGCCCUACGGCAUCAAGGCCGAGCUCGGCGCCAACAUGUUCGCCGUCGUCUGGCUGGCUGUCAUCUGCAGCGUCGCCGCCGGCUUCUUCUGGCUCAUCAGCAUCUGCUGCUGCAGCGGCAAGAGCCCGCACAAGAAGGUCGUGGUGGAGAAGGCCCCGUAUACGUAUGAGCGGGUCGCGAGUCCGUACUUGGGCGCUCAGCAGAGUGGGGUCGAGAGUCAUGCUAUGGCGCCUGUUGGGGGGCAGGGGUAUGGCGGGCAUGGGGCCGCUUAUGAGCCGUAUAGGGAGCAGAGGGUGUGA
This is a messenger RNA of Westerdykella ornata, 960 nucleotides long. Its product is annotated as integral membrane protein-like protein. Lineage: Eukaryota; Fungi; Ascomycota; Dothideomycetes; Pleosporales; Sporormiaceae. Gene Ontology annotation, biological process: fungal-type cell wall organization. Gene Ontology annotation, cellular component: plasma membrane; cell cortex of cell tip. The record is from RefSeq and is a predicted model, not a curated record. The coding region runs from base 1 to 960 and encodes 319 amino acids. The transcript has 3 exons.